CUCCCAUUCAAUCCAUGCAAAUAAGUACUCCCAUAUUUAAUUUUAACAUGAUCAUAAUACCUUUGUCACCAAGUACUGUCUUCCAGUCUGGUUGGCACCCACUGAAUGGUCCAUAUUAAUCAUGGCAAAAGGGAAGAGGGCCACCAUACCCCUUGAACAUAUCCUCCCCAAAGGGUACAGAAUCAUUUUUAUGAAACCCUCCCAACUACACUCCCAAAAGAACUAAAAGAAGUACACUUUCAAACUACCCCAAUCUCCAAAAAAAAACCUCCAAAACAAACAAAUAAACAUCUCCUCCAGCUUUCAUGCUUGCUCAGCUGGCACCAGCCUUUAUCCACCCCUAUUCCCCCCACCCUACCCAACCCCAUCACUCUCACUCACAAGCAUUAUACUCUCCCACUCUUUAAAAAAAAGGCUCCUCCUAAUUCCUAAAACCCCUCUAUAUAUAUACCUCUCAAGUUCAAAAUCAUAACACAUGACACAUUAUACAUUACACAAAUCAUAGUUCUUGUUUACAAAAUUUGUUCAAAUCCCACUUGGAAAAAAAAUGGUGUGCUCUAAGAUUUUGUGGCAUGUUGGGGUACUUGUGCUUUUGAGCUCAUGCAUUGUUGCUGCUUAUGGUGGUAAUUUUCACCAAGAUUUUGAUUUAAUAUGGGGAGGAAACAAAGCCAAGGUAUUCAAUGGCGGGCAACUUCUUUCUUUGUCAUUGGACAAAGAGUCUGGCUCUGGUUUCCAAUCCAAGAAAGAAUACUUGUUUGGAAGAAUUGACAUGCAGCUUAAACUUGUUGCUGGAAAUUCUGCUGGCACUGUCACCGCAUAUUAUUUAUCUUCUCAAGGACCAACCCAUGAUGAAAUUGAUUUUGAAUUCCUUGGAAAUGUAACUGGUGAACCUUACAUUCUCCACACAAAUGUUUUUGCUCAAGGAAAAGGAGGCAGGGAACAACAAUUUUAUCUCUGGUUUGAUCCAACCAAGAAUUUCCACACUUACUCUAUCAUUUGGAAUCCCCAACACAUUGUCUUCAUGGUGGAUAACACUCCAAUUAGAGAGUUCAGAAAUGCUGAAUCACUUGGAGUUCCAUACCCAAAAAACCAGCCAAUGAGGAUUUACUCUAGCCUAUGGAAUGCUGAUGAUUGGGCUACAAGAGGAGGACUAAUUAAAACUGACUGGACAAAGGCACCCUUUAUUGCAUACUACAGGAAUUUCAAUGCACAAACAGCUACAAGCAAGGGUCAGUAUUCAAAUCAGGCAUGGCAGAAUCAACAACUCGAUGCCUCUAGCAGAAGAAGAUUGAGAUGGGUUCAGAGGAAUUUCAUGAUAUACAACUAUUGUACGGAUCACAAGCGAUUUCCUCAGGGCUUCCCCCCAGAGUGCCGAAGAUAAAGAUUCUGAUGAUGACAAGGAUGAUGAGUUGAACCUAAUCAUGAAGCAAGUUUUUGUACAAUUAUGUCUCUAAUGUAUGUUGUUUUUUUUUUUUGUUUUUUGUUUUACUCCUGUUUGAUUUGUUUGUACAAGGUUUAAUAAUUGAAUUUAUCUGCUUCUUGCUUCCACCAAGAA
Molecule: messenger RNA, 1555 nt
Organism: Oldenlandia corymbosa var. corymbosa
Lineage: Eukaryota; Viridiplantae; Streptophyta; Magnoliopsida; Gentianales; Rubiaceae
Source: the annotation of a GenBank genome assembly